CACGGUCCUCACGCUCGCGGCCAUCGCUGUGGAGAAUUACAUGCGGCUAUGCUGGCCCGUGGAGAGAUAUCGAGUGCUGACGACGAGACGCGUGACCGGGACGGUCCUAGUCGUCUGGCUGGUUGCCUCGACCGCGGUCGGCCUCCAGUCCAGCCUCGAGCUCGGGCCGAACCUUUGCAACAUCAACUGGAAGAAGCCCUUCACCAUGACGACGAACACGAGUGGUAUCGUGAGCGCGUCGAUAAUCGUCGGGGCGCCGAUGAUCUUCACCGUCCUCGUGUACGCGCGGAUUGUGCUGCGCGUGCGCAGUGCGAUGCGCGGCUCCUACAAGCCCCCGGUCGCCUUCAACUGGGACUACGAGCUCACCAAAGCCAACAUGUACAGCUUCUUCCUGUUCGGCAUAUUCUGGCUGCCCCUUGGCGUCGCCUUCUGCAUCAGCGUGGUGAAGCCCGUGAGUCCAAAAAUCGUGGUGUACCUGGCCUGGUUCGCCCUUUCCAAGUCCUGCUUCAACAACCUCCUCUACUGCGUCGCGGACCGGCACUUCCGCAGCGCCUACGUCAAGCUCUUCCACUACUGCUGCUGCAAGACGACGGUGAGCUUCUCAAGGCGUCAGCGCGGCGAUGGCGGCCGCUCCUCCGGCGACGUCCGGCUCAGGGUCCACAUCAUCCAUUCGUACGCGAGUCCAGCCUCCUGCAGACCCGCGGUCACCCGGCCGAACGGCCGCGACAUCUACGAGCUCUAGGUUACGCGAUGAGGGCCGAGUCGUAGCGCGGGCCCGUGGCGCCCAGGGCCCCGCGAGCUUAGGCUUGGCACCGCUCGCUCGCUCUCGGACGAGCGGCGCUAAGGCAGCGAUGAUCUAUGUUUAUUAUAGGUACGUAUGA
Molecule: messenger RNA, 881 nt
Organism: Ceratosolen solmsi marchali
Lineage: Eukaryota; Metazoa; Arthropoda; Insecta; Hymenoptera; Agaonidae
Product: adenosine receptor A3
Exons: 3
Coding region: 41-742 (233 amino acids)
Biological process (GO): adenylate cyclase-activating G protein-coupled receptor signaling pathway; G protein-coupled adenosine receptor signaling pathway
Cellular component (GO): plasma membrane
Molecular function (GO): G protein-coupled receptor activity
Source: RefSeq, a predicted model, not a curated record